AUGGGCAAGAUCACAUUCUUCGAGGAGAAAAACUUCCAAGGCCGUUGCUAUGAGACCAGCGGCGACUGCGCAGACCUGCUCUCUUUCUUCAGGCGCUGUAACUCUAUCCGGGUGGAGAGCGGCUGCUGGGUGCUGUAUGAGAAACCCAACUACAAGGGCUAUCAGUACAUCCUGAGUCCGGGGGACUACGCUGACCACCAGCAGUGGAUGGGCUUCAGCGACAGCAUCGGAUCCUGCCGCUCCAUCAAAAACGUCUAUGGUAACACAUGGAGGCUGAGGCUGUACGAAAAGCCAGAUUUCGGAGGUCAGACGGUCGAGUGCACUGAGGAUUGCCCUUCCGUCCACGAGGCCUUCAAGUUACGGGAGGUCUACUCCUGUGUGGUGCUGCAAGGCGCCUGGGUCUUCUAUGAGCUGCCUGGCUACAGAGGCCGCCAGUACUUUGUGGAGCGCGGGGACUACAGGAAGUACAGCGACUGGGCCGCGCCCAACCCAGUGCUGGGCUCCUUCCGCAGAAUCACUGAGCUUUAGAACUCAGUAUGAAACAUGGGCUUCAGCCACACAACCAGAGCAAUAAAGCAAAAGCUCAAACAUGA
Messenger RNA from Colossoma macropomum (tambaqui), 593 nucleotides. RefSeq names its product gamma-crystallin M2-like. The coding region runs from base 1 to 528 and encodes 175 amino acids. Gene Ontology annotation, molecular function: structural constituent of eye lens. The transcript has 3 exons. Lineage: Eukaryota; Metazoa; Chordata; Actinopteri; Characiformes; Serrasalmidae. Gene Ontology annotation, biological process: visual perception; lens development in camera-type eye. The record is from RefSeq and is a predicted model, not a curated record.